Messenger RNA from Cervus elaphus (red deer), 2322 nucleotides. It is a transcript of the gene MCHR1, whose product is annotated as melanin concentrating hormone receptor 1. NCBI's taxonomy places the organism in Eukaryota, Metazoa, Chordata, Mammalia, Artiodactyla, Cervidae. Gene Ontology annotation, biological process: neuropeptide signaling pathway. The transcript is spliced from 2 exons. Gene Ontology annotation, molecular function: melanin-concentrating hormone receptor activity; neuropeptide binding. Bases 191 to 1444 code for a protein of 417 amino acids. Gene Ontology annotation, cellular component: membrane; neuron projection. The record is from RefSeq and is a predicted model, not a curated record.
GCUCGCGGGCAGCCAGCAGCACCCCUGGUGGCACAGGAGACACGGCCCCAAGUGAAGGAGUGAAGGAAGCCCGGUCCCCGAUGGGGCUGACCUGCCGGCUGGGCUCUGCAGGCAGUCGGAAGCCGGAGCUGCGGCGCAGGACCGAAGAGGUUAACGCGCAUCUGCCUCCGAAUGUUAAUGUGUCUAGGUGAUGUCAGUGGGAGCCGGGGAAGGAGGGUGGGGAGAGCGGCGGGGAUCGCAGGCGGCAGAGACUGCCGGGCGGCCCGAGGAAGACCCCCCUUCCGGACUGCGGGGCUCCGGGGGCCCGGGCUCGGUAUUCGCGCGGGAGGCUGCGGCAACCUGCGUGGGCGGACGGGCGAGCUGGCACCCGCGGCGCGGCGGGAUGGACCUGGAAGCCUCGCUGCUGCCCACCGGCCCCAAUGCCAGCAACACCUCGGAGAGCCCGGAUAACCUCACCGCGGCCGAGCUGCCUCCUCGCACAGGGAGCAUCUCCUACAUCAACAUCAUCAUGCCUUCAGUGUUUGGUACCAUCUGCCUCCUGGGCAUUGUCGGGAACUCCACAGUCAUCUUCGCGGUGGUGAAGAAGUCCAAGCUGCACUGGUUCAGCAAUGUCCCCGACAUCUUCAUCAUCAACCUCUCGGUGGUGGACCUCCUCUUCCUCCUGGGCAUGCCCUUCAUGAUCCACCAGCUCAUGGGCAAUGGGGUCUGGCACUUUGGCGAGACCAUGUGCACCCUCAUCACGGCCAUGGACGCCAACAGUCAGUUCACCAGCACCUACAUCCUGACCGCCAUGGCCAUUGACCGCUACCUGGCCACCGUCCACCCCAUCUCCUCCACCAAGUUCCGGAAGCCCUCUGUGGCCACCCUGGUGAUCUGCCUCCUGUGGGCCCUGUCCUUCAUCAGUAUCACCCCCGUGUGGCUCUAUGCCAGGCUGAUCCCCUUCCCAGGGGGCACCGUGGGCUGCGGCAUCCGCCUGCCCAACCCAGACACUGACCUCUACUGGUUCACCCUGUACCAGUUUUUCCUGGCCUUUGCCCUGCCCUUCGUGGUCAUCACGGCCGCCUACGUGAGGAUCCUGCAGCGCAUGACAUCCUCCGUGGCCCCCGCCUCUCAACGCAGCAUCCGGCUGCGGACAAAGAGGGUGACCCGCACGGCCAUCGCCAUCUGCCUGGUCUUCUUCGUGUGCUGGGCGCCCUACUACGUGCUUCAGCUGACCCAGCUAUCCCUCAGCCGCCCGACGCUCACUUUUGUCUACCUGUACAACGCAGCCAUCAGCUUGGGCUAUGCCAACAGCUGCCUCAAUCCCUUUGUGUACAUCGUGCUCUGUGAGACGUUCCGGAAACGCCUGGUCCUGUCGGUGAAGCCUGCGGCCCAGGGGCAGCUCCGCGCUGUCAGCAAUGCCCAGACAGCUGAUGAGGAGAGGACAGAAAGCAAGGGCGCCUGACGCUUCCCCCUGCCACCCUGGGCACCUUCACUUCAGGACUCCACAGCAGACCGUGGGGAGAGACGCUGAGAGCAACCCAAGACUGCUCUGGGAGGUUGUAGGGAGGCGGGGUGGGGAGCGGUGGUCACAGACCACUGGGGAGGCUUGGCGCCAGGUUUGGGGGCUCCAAGCAUCAGAAAUCUCCUUCCGAGAGCUGGAUGGACCUUCGGGUUGAACAGACACUGAGCAGGAAGACUGGUUUAAGUGUUCACUACACCUGCUAGCUCCCAAAUGUCUUUUUCCCAAGAGGAGAAGCAGAAGGCUUCUGGCCAGAUUUGUUUAAGAUCAGGCAGGGCUCAGGUGUGCGCCGCGGUACGGCACAGGGCCCUGGGGAGAUGGGAGAGGUGAUAGAGCCUCAACGCCCUCUCCUGUCUCUCACGGGUAGGACGGAAGGCAACCUUUCUCCCAAGCUGGAGGAUGAUGAAGAAUAAAGCAUGCGGGCUCUCCAGAUUCGAGCAUCCUGUGUCAAUUUCCCUUUAUCUCUAGGCAAUGCAUGUUUCUUUGGGGGGUGGGGAUGGGGCUGUGAGCCCACAGGGGUAAAAGCCCAAUUUAGUAGGAGAUCCACUACCAGGGAACGACAAGGCUAUCUUGGGUGGGUGCAGGUGGGGGCUUUGAAAUUAAGAAAAAUGGGGAGGGGCAAGGGGGCUUUGCAGCUGUGAGGAUAUUGUCUCCAUGGGGUGCAUUUGUCAGUCACCAGAUCCAGAGUGACACCCAUCAGGGUCCUGCACGUUCAGGGUUCAUUCUGAGGCCUGGAGCUUUGGACAUCAGCUUUUUGCUCCAGCCCUGUCUCUCUGAAGUUAAAAAGAAAAAAAACAAAUAAAGGAAAAUCUCCACCCACA